Arachis stenosperma is the source of this 884-nucleotide messenger RNA. RefSeq lists its product as uncharacterized. The coding region runs from base 185 to 589 and encodes 134 amino acids. The transcript is spliced from 2 exons. The record is from RefSeq and is a predicted model, not a curated record. NCBI's taxonomy places the organism in Eukaryota, Viridiplantae, Streptophyta, Magnoliopsida, Fabales, Fabaceae.
GAAUAGUAGGUUUAAAAUUUGAAUUUACGAUACAUGAAUAACUACUCUAAAAAUAUCUCAAGUUCAAUUUCCCACACGCUAUAUAUAUAUAACGCAUCCAACUACAACACCCUGCAUUCACUUUGUCACUUCCAUACAUGAGUGUAAUUGGAGCCACUACGAGUUCAAAUACAAACGAGAGUAUAUGGAGAGUAACAAUUACUCGGCGCCGCCACACGUACACGGCGGAGAUGCAUCUCGACCGUCGCUGGGAUUCCCGUUGGGGACAGCACUGCUCUUAAUAAUCAUAUUCAGCCUAAGCGGAAUCUUCUCAUGUUGCUACCAUUGGGACAAACUCCGCUCCUUCCGUCAAUCUCAAUCUACACCCUCCUCCUCUUCCUCCCCCUCUCAUCCUUCCCUAUCCCCCAUUAAACCCAACCUCAUCUGCACGAGCAAAGGGGACAGCUUGCCGGUCUUGAUGCCGGGGGAUCUGCUUCCCAAAUUCAUAGCCAUGCCAUGUCCCUGCCAGCCUUCCCAUCCGGAAAACAUCCUUGUCACCGUCCAACACCCGCCGCCCAAACCACCGCGCCUUCCGGUGCCUUUCUAUUAAUUCAAUUAACUACAAUUCUUCCUCUUAAUUUAAGCUUUCUUUUACUUUUGUUUUCAGUUUUUAUCUUUUGGGAUUUUGCGAAUAAUGUACAUGUGAACUAAUUAAUUCAGAUGUAUUUUAUUCGCAAAUUCCUAUAAACUAACAGAAAUGAAAAUAGAAGGGUAAAUUCGGUACUUAAUUUUCUUUCUCUAUAGAUGUAUGUAUAUACAUGUGGUAUGUAGUUGUAACAAUUUCUGUGAUGAAGAACUAAGAAAAAGGUAAAGAAGAGGAGGUAGAAGGUCAAUUCGUAGAUUAA